This is a messenger RNA of Ceratotherium simum simum (southern white rhinoceros), 2788 nucleotides long. RefSeq names its product nuclear receptor coactivator 5 (gene NCOA5). Lineage: Eukaryota; Metazoa; Chordata; Mammalia; Perissodactyla; Rhinocerotidae. Gene Ontology annotation, biological process: regulation of signal transduction. Gene Ontology annotation, cellular component: nucleoplasm. The record is from RefSeq and is a predicted model, not a curated record.
GCGCCCUCUGCCCCCCACUCCCCGCCCCGGCCGCCAUUGCCUCGUGCCCGCGCCGGUCGGUUGGUGGCGCCUUUGUCCUGUGGCGGGCAGGUGGGCUGAGGCGGAGGCGGCAGCGGCGGGCCUGAGGCGAAGGAGCGGCCGGGAGCCCGCCGCGCUGGUAGCGAUAUUAAUAAGGCAGCGGAAAGAAGAAAUAUGAAUACGGCUCCAUCAAGACCCAGUCCCACACGAAGAGAUCCAUAUGGCUUUGGAGACGGUCGAGAUACAAGACGUGAUCGAUCCCCAAUUCGAGGAAGUCCAAGGAGAGAGCCCAGGGAUGGCAGAAAUGGCCGGGAUGCCCGGGAUAGCAGAGACAUGCGAGACCCCCGAGACUUGCGGGACCAUAGAGAUAGCAGAGACAUUCGGGAUCACAGAGACAGCAGAAGUAUGCGUGAUGCUCGGGACAUGAGAGAUCUUAGAGACUUUCGUGAUCUAAGAGACUCGAGGGAUUUUCGAGAUCACCGGGACCCCAUGUACGACAGAUACAGAGAGAUGAGAGACUCCCGAGAUCCCAUGUACAGGAGAGAAGGUUCUUAUGACCGAUACCUGCGAAUGGAUGACUAUUGCAGGAGAAAGGAUGACUCUUACUAUGACCGUUAUAGAGAUAGCUUUGAUGGCCGAGGCCCUCCAGGCCCAGAAAGUCAGUCUCGUGCAAAAGAGCGUUUGAAACGUGAGGAACGGCGUAGAGAAGAGCUUUAUCGUCAAUAUUUUGAGGAAAUCCAGAGACGCUUUGAUGCCGAGAGGCCUGUUGAUUGUUCUGUGAUUGUGGUCAACAAGCAGACUAAAGAUUAUGCUGAAUCUGUAGGGCGGAAGGUGCGAGACCUAGGCAUGGUAGUGGACUUGAUCUUCCUCAACACAGAGGUGUCGCUCUCGCAAGCCUUGGAGGAUGUGAGCAGGGGAGGAUCUCCUUUUGCUAUUGUCAUCACCCAGCAACACCAGAUUCACCGCUCCUGUACAGUCAACAUCAUGUUUGGAACCCCACAAGAGCAUCGCAACAUGCCCCAGGCAGAUGCGAUGGUGCUGGUGGCCAGAAAUUAUGAGCGCUACAAGAAUGAGUGCCGGGAGAAGGAACGUGAGGAGAUUGCCAGACAGGCAGCCAAGAUGGCCGAUGAAGCCAUCCUCCAGGAAAGAGAGCGAGGAGGCCCUGAGGAAGGAGUGCGCGGGGGACACCCUCCAGCCAUCCAGAGCCUCAUCAACCUGCUGGCGGACAACAGGUACCUCACUGCCGAAGAGACUGACAAGAUCAUCAACUACCUGCGAGAGCGGAAGGAGCGGCUUAUGAGGAGCAGCACCGACUCUCUGCCUGGUGAGCUACGUGGCAGGGCCGAGGCCCGAUUUCCCGCCAACCACUCGGGGCGACCUCGGGUGCCUCGCUGAAGACACAGCCAAGCUCCCAACCGCUCCAGAGCAGCCAAGUGCUCCCCUCUGCUACACCCACUCCAGCUGCACCCCCCACCUCCCAGCAAGAGCUUCAGGCCAAAAUCCUCAGCCUCUUCAAUAGUGGCACGGUUGCGGCCAGUAGCAGCUCUGCAUCUCCCUCUGUCGCUGCCGGAAACACCCAGAACCAGAAUUUUUCCACAGCAGUGAACAGCCAGCCUCAGCAAAGAUCACAGGCCUCUGGCAAUCAGCCUCCAAACAUUUUGGGACAGGCGGGAUCUGCUCGGAACAUGGGCCCCAGGCCUGGGGCUCCUUCCCAAGGGCUCUUUGUCCAGCCUUCCAGUCGCCUGGCACCUGCCAGCAACAUAGCUAGCCAGAGGCCCGUGUCUUCCACAGGUAUCAACUUUGACAAUCCAAGUGUACAGAAGGCUCUCGACACCCUGAUUCAGAGUGGCCCUGCUCUCUCCCACCUGGUUAGCCAGACCACAGCACAGGUGGGGCGGCCCCAGGCCCCCAUGGGAUCUUACCAGAGGCAUUACUGAGGCUAUCUCUCAGCUACCCGGGCCCCCUCAUCCCCUGGCCUCCUCCCACCUCUUGCGUUCUAAAUAGAGUUAUUUGGAGGAUGUGCUCUGCACCUAUCCAGGUCCACAUCGAAUGUCAUAAGUUUCUACCACCUGCUCUCUGUUCUGCCCAAGGCUGUGUUGCUUAUUCCUUCCAGAGUCAGAGUUUAUACUGCAUUUGGGGGUGUAUCUUCUUUUGUUGUUUUUGUUUUUUGUUUUUUUUUUUGUAGAAAAUAAAUAUCUCUGGGGUCCACUGGGCAGUAUAGGUGUCUGGGCUCAGUUUAUAUUUUAUGGGUUUCUCUGGUCUUUCUGUCGGCUGGAGUUGCGGGGGGAGGAGGAGGAAUCCAAGCCCCAAUUAGCUGAGUUUGGAAUGGCAUUUUCAUGUCAACAGCCACUGCCCCUGUUCAUUUUGAACCUACCCAGGUUUUCCAGCCUUGCACAGGCCAACCAGAGCUCCAGCUCCCGUCUGCAGCUCCCACCUAGGGUUGCGGAGGAGCAGACCAGGCCUGGCAGGCGCCGUGUCGCCAAGCCUGUCCCACAUGGAUGGGAGUCUGCUGGAGGAGUCAUCCGUCAGCUGCUCGGGAGUUGUUGAGGAGUGGCCAUGGCAGCCACAGAAGUAGCCACUUUUCUGCCUGACCCAGGGUUAUUGAUUUUUGGUUUUCUCUUUUUUCUUUUUUCUUUUCAUUUCAUUGGAGGAUUUCCAAUGGACUGAAUAGCUCCAGUCACCAGCAGUUUAACAUGAACUGUGAAUCUGGGCCCCAACCACUCCUACCCCCCUUAACGGUUUCUGUCAGCCUCUCCAUCUCCAGUGGUAG